AGAUUGGUUCACCUCUAAGUUGAUGGUUGAAAACAAAGCAAUUUUCCUGUUUUUUUUUUGGCAGUAUUUAAUUUAAUUUCGCUGGCAAGAGUCGCGCCUUAAUUGCCAAAUACAUAUAUUCGCCAACCCCCCCAGUCCCCCGAUUGCUUGUUGCGCCUGUGCCGGUUCUUUCCUUUGCAUGUCGAGUGGGCGGGCAAAGGAAAGCUAGCGCAGUGAACAACAACGCAGGUGAUUCGACCUCGCGACGAAGCAGGAGCACAUCGAGAUGCAGAGCUACGGCCCCGGAGGAGCAGCCGCUGCUCCGGCCGUGAAACGCCGUACGGAUAGCUACGAGGCUGCCCAGCAGCAACAACGCACCCCGCCAGAGGAUAGCGACGAGGAGUAUGUGAACACCAGGAUCCUGCGACGCCAGGUGCAGCUCCAGUCCACUCCCGUGGCGCCUGUAGUGCCCAUGCCCAUUACCAUACCCCCCGCAACCAUGUCCAGUGCGGGCAGUGCCCCAGCAUCCGUGGAGGGGCGAGAGGAGCAACCGGAGUUCCCCGGAUCCUCGGCAGCAUCCUAUCAGGAGGAGCGAAUGCGCAGGAAGCUGCAGUUCUUUAUGAAUCCCAUCGAGAAGUGGCAGGCCAAGCGAAAGUUUCCCUACAAGUUUGUCGUGCAGAUUGUCAAGAUCUUUCUGGUGACGAUGCAACUGUGCCUUUUUGCCCACUCGCGGUAUAACCACAUCAACUACACGGGUGAUAACCGAUUUGCCUUCUCGCAUCUCUUCCUGCGCGGCUGGGACUCCUCCCGGGAAGUGGAGAGCUAUCCGCCGGCGGUGGGUCCUUUUGCCCUGUAUUUAAAAUCGGAGUUUUUCGACACCGUUCAGUAUGCCGUCGAUGGCUAUGCCAAUGUAAGCCGAUCGAUUGGACCCUAUGACUACCCCACCCACAACAAUACGAUGCCGCCGCUGAAGCUGUGCCUGCAGAACUACCGCGAGGGCACCAUAUUCGGCUUCAAUGAGUCGUACAUCUUCGAUCCACAUAUUGAUGAGGUGUGCCAGAUGCUGCCGCCGAAUGUGACCACCAUUGGGGUGGAGGAUUAUCUCCGGCAGCGCAAUGUGCAGGUCAAUUUCGCCUCCCUCGUCUCCGCCCAGUUGACGUUCAAGAUUAAGACGGUGAACUUCAAGGCUAACGGUGGCCCUUUAUCGGCGCCCGAUUGUUUUCGCUUCGACAUUUCCAUAUUGUUCAACAAUCGCGAUCAUGACGGCCAGAUGCUGCUCUCGCUGGAUGCGGAGUCGACGCGACUGAAGUGCCACGGAGCCACGGACUUUAUAUCGGAGGCGAAUUUCGAUUCCAUGCUGCGUAGCAUACUCAACAUAUUCGUCCUGCUGACCUGCGCCCUGUCGUUUGCCCUCUGCACGAGGGCAUUGUGGAGGGCCUAUCUGCUGAGAUGCACAACAGUCAACUUCUUCCGGUCGCACUUUGGCAAGGAGCUGAGCUUCGAUGGGCGGCUGGAGUUUGUUAACUUCUGGUACAUCAUGAUCAUUUUCAACGACGUCCUUUUGAUCAUUGGAUCAGCUCUGAAAGAGCAAAUCGAGGGAAGGUACAUGGUGGUGGACCAAUGGGACACCUGCUCGCUGUUUUUGGGCAUUGGUAACCUGCUCGUUUGGUUCGGAGUGCUGCGCUAUCUGGGCUUCUUCAAGACCUACAACGUUGUGAUACUGACACUGAAGAAGGCGGCACCAAAGAUUCUGCGUUUCCUUAUCGCCGCCUUGCUGAUCUAUGCGGGAUUUGUUUUCUGCGGCUGGCUGAUUCUGGGGCCCUACCACAUGAAGUUCCGUUCGCUGGCCACCACGUCGGAGUGUUUGUUUGCGCUGAUCAACGGCGAUGAUAUGUUCGCCACCUUUGCCACGCUUUCGAGCAAGGCCACCUGGCUGUGGUGGUUCUGCCAGAUCUACUUGUACUCGUUUAUAUCUCUGUACAUCUAUGUGGUCCUGUCGCUGUUCAUUGCCGUCAUCAUGGAUGCCUACGAUACGAUAAAGGCGUACUACAAGGAUGGCUUCCCCACCACCGAUCUCAAGGCAUUUGUCGGCACGCGAACGGCCGAGGACAUAAGUUCCGGCGUCUUCAUGAACGAUCUGGAUGACUUCGACCAGACGAGCUUCGUGGAUGUGGUGCGGGACAUUUGCUGCUGCGGUCGCUGCCGACGUGCGCAAGAUCCCGUGCAGGCCAACAGCGGCUACACCAGCCUCUCGAGUAUUAUGAAGUAACUGCGGUGCGCCAUACCCAGUCGCAGGGCUUCAUUUUGUUUUGUUUUGUCUUGUCAGCUUUAUGUGUGUAGUCAGUCAGUCGAACUUGUUGUUAGCUUUUCGUAUUAGUUUGUUAGUUUGCCAAAGCACUUGAACCGGGAAAAGAGAAACCAUAACGUACGUACCUUUGAGAAAUUCCAAAAGCAGCUGCUCUGAUCACAAACAUUAGGCAUGUUCCGAUUUUCACUUUCGCAGGCUUUGCAUUCAAUUUGAUUUGCAUAAACAUAAUACUUGACUUAAAUAUACAUCUCCUUAAUCCAAAUAAUUCAAACAAAUUAUAGACCAACAAGAUCAAAACUUAACAAUUAAAAUAAAAGAAAUAUUUUUGUGAAAGUGAAAACCGAAUAUGAGAAUGUGAAAAUGCACUACCAGGCAAUGCUGUGCUUUGCGAAACCACAAAGCCGCUAAAUUGCUUUUGUAACGAAAGAUAUUAGGUGUGUGAUAUAAGGCGGAACCAGAACCAGAGAACAAUAGAAAUUACAAUAAAGGGAAACUAUUUUUGCCAGGUAUAUCGACAUGGGUUUGAUCAAGAUCUUCCAUGAGAACCAAAUGCAUCCGAAACGAGUCUAAAAGAUUUUAGGUUUGGUUUCGGUUGGCAAGGUGGGAAAAAGUUAGAUUUUUGUCGACUCGUGUUAUUUAUACAGAACCCUUAUUUAAGAAUACAUUAGGUAAAUUUAUUUUAUGUGUACAAUGAAAACUUUGUAUUUAUAACCAAAAAUUAUAAAACCAAUAAACUGUUUACAGAACUCAA
This is a messenger RNA of Drosophila gunungcola (fruit fly), 3038 nucleotides long. It is a transcript of the gene Trpml, whose product is annotated as mucolipin-3. Gene Ontology annotation, cellular component: lysosomal membrane; plasma membrane. NCBI's taxonomy places the organism in Eukaryota, Metazoa, Arthropoda, Insecta, Diptera, Drosophilidae. The record is from RefSeq and is a predicted model, not a curated record. Gene Ontology annotation, molecular function: NAADP-sensitive calcium-release channel activity.